UGGAGUUAAAAAGUGUCUAUUCUCUUACUGUGAUUUUUGUAUUUAGCAAAAUAUCUAUCUCGUCCGGUGUUCAGAUAGAGAAGGCGAUAAAGAAGGGAAACUUCCAAGUGAUUCAUCAACAUCCUGGGAUAAACAAAUGUGCUACUGCUGUUCUGCAAAAAAAUGACCUUGUUGGCGGACGUGUGUCGAAUGUGACAGGCGUAUGCGAGGGCCUACCGUUUCUCUGGACUGUGAAUGAAACUAUGCAAAGUGGAUAUGCGUAUGUGAAGAAAAUCUAUGUACAAGAAAACUAUCAACCACCGUUUCAGAUGACAGAUGAGCGAUUUGCAACCUGGAUGAUUCCUGGUUCCCUAAGUACAGGAGCAAAAGUAGAAGUGACUCUUGAAGGUCUUAAUCGUGGAUUCCAUAUCCAUCUCGUUUCGUCGGAGGAGAUGAGGGAUUAUGCAAACCGAAAAGGGAUAGAAGAGAUAGUCCGUCGCAGCCGCCAUUCCAUUCGGAUAUUAUACGCGCCUAAUAAGCAAUAUUUCACCGAGUAUGUCGAUGGUGUUAAGGUGAAUGAAGAGGCUUCACGUCAAAUCUUUACGGAGGAACGUGAUGAUCACAUAUAUAAGGUUUUGAUCCAAAUUGAUCAAGCAGACAUUCUGAAGAUCUACCUUAGAGGUGAACAUGUAAUGACGUAUUCAAGAGAGGGUCUCGAUCUGACAAUGUUGAGACAAGUGGUUGUUGAUGCACCCCACGGCCCCUAUAAGCCACCUGUGGCCAUUCAUAGAAUUGAGUUCACUAAAUAAACUGGAUAAACUCUGUUUGGAACUGAUCAACGUGUAAUGUAUUUUGUGCUGAAUUGUGUUUGCUUCUUCUGAUAAAUUCUAAAGAAAACUCUAACAAGGUACCUAUUAAAAUAGCAACAUGAUUAUAGGGAGAUGCUGCUUACAAAUAAAAUCUCCAGACCUAAAAUAAGAAAACGUCUCAAGCAACAUCUCCUGUUGCAGUAUGACCCAUGUAAUAAGGUAGUUUACCUCCUUUUGAAGAGUAUUUAAUUCCUACAAUAAACAUACUUUGACUUGAAUUUUUCAGGGGGCACAGGUUCAGUCCCCACUGGGACCAAUUGUCUCCUUUAUAUUCGUUUUUUCUAGUAACCUUUUACUUCUUUCAAGACUUAUUAUCGAUUUAUUGCACAAAAGUGAACAAUUUUCAUUUGAUAAGUGAUUUCUAGCUGUUUAAAGUGAAUUUACCUCUGAAACAGAAGGGAGCAGGGUUAGACAUCUUUAAAAAAGUUACAUUGCGGUAAAAGACCUCUAUUUUGCCUUUACUCUUUAGAUUACAUAUUGUGGAAGAAAUAUAGGUAGGUUUUACUUCUGCCUCAAGGUUACUUUUGAAUGAAGUGCGCACCCACAGGACUCGACCUUCGUUUUCCAGUGUUCAUUAAAUCCUUUUACGUGAGGCACCCUAGAAAAAAUACAUUUACAGUUUUAUUUUGUGUUUUAUAAUUGUUUAUCAAUAGUUUGUCGUUUCUUUUAUCAAAAUUAAUGGUAUAAUAAAUUCUCUGCAAACGUUUUGGACAGUGGCCAUCACUUUGAAAUUUGUCUCUACCUCUACUUGAGCUUGAGGAAAUAUCAUGAAUUAUACAAAAUUUAUUAAAAACAGCACAGAAAAAGUUGUUUACAUUUUGCACACUGGAUACAGUAUAUUGCUGUAACAUUGUUUUGAACAUUUGAAAUAUUCACCAUUAGAUGUGUCAUACUUUAAACAGUUGGUGCGAAUACCGUAACUAAGCAAACAUCUCAGCGUCAUCACUAGAAAAUAUCGGUUAAUUCUUUUCAACGUCGACAAGUUUAUGUUUUAUGUUUAUGUUUGUGCAUACAAUUAUUGAUAUUGAUUGAUUGUAUUUCCAAGGAACAUCUAUUUUUUUUGGAUCCUGUUUAAUUAAGUUAUUAUAAGUUCCUUUGGAUUAUAUUGUACUUUUUCUAUUAAAAAGCGUAUUUCAAAUCAGUUGACAUACUGUUUGUAACUUGAUAGUGCAUAUAGUAAGAAACUAUUCAUAUUCAAUUUUACAAGUAAAAUGAUUAAUAAAAUUGUUUUAUCAAUGUUUGAAAAAAUAUAAGACAUUGAAUAAUUUGCUUAAAACCACAGGUCACUUCAAACUGUGUUAACACAUUAACUAAAUUUCACAAUAUUUAUAAAUGUUGUAUCAUCAGCACUCGGUAUUUAUUUCUUUCUUUUCAAUCACGCUUUACUUUAGAUCUGUUUUAAUAAAAGUGUAUUAUCACAG
Messenger RNA from Mercenaria mercenaria, 2269 nucleotides. RefSeq lists its product as uncharacterized. The transcript is spliced from 6 exons. The record is from RefSeq and is a predicted model, not a curated record. Bases 243 to 788 code for a protein of 181 amino acids. Lineage: Eukaryota; Metazoa; Mollusca; Bivalvia; Venerida; Veneridae.